Messenger RNA from Theobroma cacao (cacao), 4732 nucleotides. RefSeq names its product symplekin. NCBI's taxonomy places the organism in Eukaryota, Viridiplantae, Streptophyta, Magnoliopsida, Malvales, Malvaceae. The record is from RefSeq and is a predicted model, not a curated record.
CCUUAUAACGAGAAUUCAACCUCUCUCCCACGACGCCAGAAAAUUAAAAAAAAAAAAAAUUCAAAAUUUCUAAUUUUUUCUCUCUCUCUGACCUCCCAAAAAUUUUCAUAUGCUCCCUCUACUCCAAACCCCUUCACCCCUCGAAACCCUAACGCUUUCCCCCUUCUAACAAUUCCACCCAAAAUCGAUCAAAAUUCUACAGAGGGAAGCUGAAGCCGAAGCCGAGGCGGAAGCCAUGGCCAUUGCAGAUUCUAGAGACCAAGCCCUCUCUCUCCUCACCGCCGCGAACAACCACGCCGAUUUGGCGGUGAAGCUUUCGUCACUUAAACAGGCUAAGGAUAUUCUUUCCUCUCUCGAUUCUUCCUCCGCUGCCGAUCUCUUCCCGUACCUCGCCGACCUCCAGGGUUCUCCUGAGUGCCUCGUUAGGAAAUUUCUUCUCGAGAUAAUUGAAGAUAUUGCAUUAAGAGCGAUUGAGCAUUCUUCUAUACUAGUACCUGUAUUAGUAGCGUUUUUGAAGGAUAGUGACUCUGAUGUUGUAAGGCAAUCUAUUGUUAGUGGCACAAAUUUCUUCUGCAGUUUUUUGGAAGAAAUGACAUUGCAGUUUCAGCAGCAUGGUAAAGUUGACCGGUGGCUUGAAGAACUAUGGAUGUGGAUGGUUAGGUUCAAGGAAGGGGUGUUUUUCAUUGCAUUGGAGCCUGUUCCAGUUCGGACAAAGUUGCUGGCGCUGAAAUUUUUGGAGACCUAUGUUCUACUCUUUACAUCUGACAACGUUGAUUCUGAAAAAGUUGUUGAAGCUACCAGAGGAAGUAGAUGGACUUUUAAUGUAUCAUGGCUAAGUGGUGGUCAUCCUGUUUUGGAUCCAGUUGCGCUAACAUCAGAUGCGCACAGGACUCUUUACAUUUUACUGGACAUGUUACAAUCAGCCAGUAGUCUCCCUGGGUCUGUGACAAUUACUGUUGUCAAUUGUCUUGCCGCCAUAGCAAGGAAGAGACCCCUCCACUAUGGUACUGUUCUUUCUGCACUGCUUGAUUUUAAUCCAAACUUUGAGACAGCUAGGGGAUGCCAUAAUGCCAGUAUCCAGUAUUCCUUGAGAACUGCGUUUUUGGGAUUCCUGAGGUGUACUAAUCCUGCUAUUAUGGAGUCGAGAGACAUAUUGCUUAGAGCUCUACGAGCAAUGAAUGCUGGGGAUGCUGCUGAUCAAGUCAUCAGACAGGUUGAGAAAAUGAUAAAAAGUAGUGAGCGUGCUUCACGGGAAACUCGUCCAGGCAGGGAUGAUCAAUCGUCAAGCCAAGCAGCUAUUUUAGGGGAUGUGUCAAAGAAAAGGUCUAUGCCUCAGGAUAAUGAAGAACCAAGCAAUAGUCUUGAGAUGGUCUCCAAGCGCACUCGCUAUGGUCUCAAUUCCCACUCAAUGUCACCUAUUCAAAUAAAUGAUUCUGGGCAGGAUUCAGCUUCUGUUAAUGGACUGCCUCCUAAUGUUCCUCUUUCAGAUGGCCAUUGGACUCCUGUUGAGCAAAUGAUUGCAAUGAUUGGUGCCUUACUUGCUGAAGGAGAAAGAGGUGCUGAAUCUCUUGAAAUUCUUAUUUCAAAAAUUCAUCCCGAUCUGCUGGCUGAUAUUGUCAUCACAAAUAUGAAGCACUUGCCUAAGGAUCCUCCACCUUUAACAAGGGUUGGAACAUUGCCAAUAAAUCAACAAGCUGGUUAUGUAAAUAGUCCGGCUCAAGUCUUGCCACCUCCUGCUCCAACAAAUUCUUUGCAUCCUCCACUUUCCACAUCACAAUUGCCUUUUACCUCAGCUGCUACAACCAGUUCAUUAUUAUCUGAUACAUCAGUUGUCAGUAAUUUUGCUGCAGAUUCCAAACGUGACCCAAGAAGGGAUCCUCGUCGCCUAGAUCCACGACGGGCUGCUGUAUGUGUUGGAGUGCCAUCUCCACCUGUUCUGGAGGACACUGGUGCUGCACUGGCUGAGUUUGAUGGUUCUAUUUCUAGUAAGCCUUUUUCAGUACCAGUUGUUGAAAAUCCCCCUGUGCAUUCCAUGUCUAACAUCCAAAGUGAUGACAAGAUCAUCGAAGGUCCAUUGGUUUCUGGUGUUGAGCAACCAGGUCCCGAAGGGAUUGUCCUGGGUGGUGUGGAAGACAUUGUUCCAGUUCUAGAGGUCCAGACUUCUUCCAAACGUGCACCUUCUCCUCCUCAUACAGUUGAUGGAGAUUCAGCUGAAAUGAAGGCAGAUGCUGAAGCCAAAUAUGAGACUGAUGCAUCAUCUUUUCCAGAGUCUGAUCAGAAUUUUCAGGCUUCUGAAAACUCAUCUUCUUUUGAUGAGACUGGUCGUGAUUUACCUGUACUACCACUAUUUGUGGAGCUAACUGAAGAGCAGAAAAGAACUGUGAGAAAAUCAGCAGUCCAACAGAUUGCUGAAUCAUACCUGCAUCUUCAUUGGUCAGAUUGUAGUCAGACACGCAAUGCGUUACUUGCUCGACUGGUUGCUCAGAUUGAUGGUGAUGAUGACAUCAUUGUUAUGUUGGGAAAGCAAAUUGUUGCAGAUUACCAACACCAAAAGGGUCACGAGAUUGUAUUGCAAGUUCUCUACCAUCUAUAUUCUCUUACAGUCUCAAAUUCAGUUGAUAACUCUUCAUAUUCUGCUGUUCUUUAUGAUAAAUUCCUCUUGGCAGUGGCUGAAUCUUUGCUGGACACUUUUCCAGCCUCAGAUAAGUCAUUUAGUAGACUUCUUGGUGAAGUUCCAUUUCUGCCUGAUUCGGCCUUGAGACUAUUAGAUGAUCUCUGCUAUUCUGAUGUAUUUGAUGUUACUGGAAAAGAGCUUCGUGAUGCUGAGCGUGUGACGCAGGGCCUUGGCGCGGUGUGGAGUUUAAUUUUGGGACGUCCAAAUAAUAGGCAAGCCUGCUUAGGUAUAGCAUUGAAGUGUGCUGUCCAUUCUCAAGAUGACAUUCGAGGCAAAGCUAUCCGGCUGGUAGCAAACAAACUUUAUCAGCUGAGCUACAUAUCUGGGGAAAUUGAGCAAUUUGCAACGAAUAUGUUGCUGUCUGCUGUGGAUCAGCGUGCUGCAGGUGAAGAGUUGUUGCAGCUUGCGUCCAUUGACGAAAAAGGCGAAAGGGGUGGAAGCGGGGACACAUCUAUUAGUGGCUCCAGUCUUUUAGAGCCCGGAGCUUCUGGAAUUGACUCCAUGGGUACAGAAUCAACAAGCAAUAGUGCUUCAGUAGUGUCAUUUCCUGAAGCUCAAAGACUCAUUUCUCUGUUUUUUGCUUUAUGUAAAAAGAAGCCUAGUCUUCUUCAACUCUCAUUUGAUAUUUACGGCCGAGCUCCAAAAAUUGUAAAGCAGGCUUUUCAUCGCCAUAUCCCUAUUGUAAUAAGAGCCUUAGGUCAGUCUUAUUCUCAGUUGCUCCGAAUAAUAUCUGACCCACCACGAGGAAGUGAAAAUCUUUUGACACUGGUGCUGCAAAUAUUGACUCAAGAGACAACCCCUUCUCCUGAUUUAAUAGCUACUGUUAAGCAUUUAUAUGAAACUAAGCUAAAGGACGCUACCAUCCUUAUUCCAAUGUUAUCUUCACUUUCCAAGAAUGAGGUGUUACCUAUUUUUCCACGGCUUGUUGACCUUCCAUUGGAAAAGUUCCAGCUUGCACUUGCUCACAUAUUACAGGGUUCAGCUCAUACAGGUCCUGCCUUGACCCCUGCCGAAGUGUUGGUUGCCAUCCAUGACAUCAUUCCUGAAAAAGAUGGCCUUCCACUCAAAAAGAUAAUGGAUGCUUGCUCAGCUUGUUUUGAACAGCGCACGGUUUUUACACAGCAGGUCUUAGCAAAGGCCUUGAAUCAGAUGGUUGAUCAGAUCCCACUUCCCCUACUUUUCAUGCGAACAGUUAUUCAGGCAAUUGAUGCUUUUCCUACCCUGGUUGAUUUUGUCAUGGAAAUCCUAUCCAAACUUGUGAACAAACAGGUAUGGAGAAUGCCAAAGUUGUGGGUUGGGUUCUUGAAGUGUGUGGCUCAGACACAACCGCAUUCUUUUCCUGUAUUGUUACAGUUGCCACCUCCACAACUUGAAAGUGCACUGAACAAAUAUGGUAGCCUCAGAAGUUCCCUAGCUGCUUAUGCAAGCCAACCAGCUACAAAAGGUUCACUGCCUAGAUCAACACUUGCGGUUCUUGGUCUUGCAAAUGAAUCACAUAUGCAGCAACCCCAUAUGUCAACCUUGCAUCCUUCAGACACUUCCUCAGUUCAGGGAGCAACUCUGACAUGAUAAUUCAAAGCUGUUCAGAAUUUUAGAAUGGACCAGCUGCACUUCAAGCUGUUAUGUGGAUCUGAUCACCGCGUCAGUCUUGAUGCCAGGGUUUGAUUCACUGAGGGAGGAAUGUAAAGAUUGGACCUAGCAUAUGACCAUUGCUCAAUCCGGUAUGAGAACUAACUCGUUGCUCAUAAAAUAGCAAUUUCUAGCAAGGGGUCACCAUUCAAGAGGACUCCCUCCAGCUGCUUGGAAGAUUGUACCAUAGUUCCCUUUGUAUUAUUUCUUUUCCUUUUUGAAAUUUUGAGAACAACUUACCGCCAAAUUCUGGCAGAUGUAAUUAACGUGUGUUUCACUGGGUUGAUAGCCCCCCAAAGCACAUAAAAGGUUAUCAAUGGUUCCCUGCCAAAGGGAUCCUAUAUUCUCAAGAACCUUGAGUUUUUGGUCAAGGGACAGUUCGAUUUUAAGAGGAAAAAUGAAUGUCAAUAUAUCAAUUGGUUCAAGCAA